Messenger RNA from Ochlerotatus camptorhynchus, 1458 nucleotides. RefSeq lists its product as uncharacterized. The transcript has a single exon. Bases 1 to 1458 code for a protein of 485 amino acids. Lineage: Eukaryota; Metazoa; Arthropoda; Insecta; Diptera; Culicidae. The record is from RefSeq and is a predicted model, not a curated record. Gene Ontology annotation, molecular function: nucleic acid binding.
AUGGUGAAGAAAGAAGCACAAUUGGACGGAUCAUUGACACAAGAAGACUUGAACAAAGCGGAAACAACAAUUUUGCAUUGGGCUCAACUAGAGCGGUUUCCAGACGAAGUAGCGACUUUAAGAAGGGGGUAUGGGAAGCAGCUAAGGCGUCAGGUUCCACUGGAGAGAAAUAGCCAAAUUCGCAAGCUGUCCCCUUAUCUGGAUGAAGUGGGCCUCAUACGUUCCGAUAGCCGGAUUGCCGCAACAACGUUCGCUUCGUUCGACACCAAGUUUCCAGUAAUCCUACCGAAGGAGCAUCGAGUAACACGUCUCCUUGUCGAAUGGUACCACCAGCGGUAUCUGCACUCGAACGGCGAAACUGUCGUGAAUGAAAUAAGACAGCGAUUCCACGUCCCGCAGUUACGAACGGUUGUGCGCCAGGUGGCGAAAGAAUGUACGUUGUGCAAGGUGAAGAAGCCAAUUCCAGCAAUACCCCGGAUGGCUCCGCUUCCUAAAGCUAGGCUGCAGGCGUACGUGCGACCGUUUUCCUACGUGGGAAUCGACUACUUCGGGCCGAUUGGAGUGCGAGUGAACCGAAGUACCGCCAAACGGUGGGUAGCGUUGUUUACGUGCCUGACAACACGUGCGGUGCACCUCGAGGUCAUACAUACACUUUCGACGGAAUCCUGCAACAUGGCGAUCAGGUGUUUCAUUGGACGCAGGGGCGCACCCGUCGAGAUCCGAAGUGACAGGGGAACGAACUUCGUGGGCUCCAGUAACGAGUUAAAGAAAGAGAUGGAUAGCAUCGAUUGUCAGCUUGCUAGGACGUUCACCAACGCGAACACGAAGUGGGUAUUCAACCCUCCUGGAGUGCCACACAUGUACACUACACGUACCCCGAACGAAGAGACUCUAGCAACGGUACUGGUUGAAGCAGAGAGUAUGGUGAAUUCUAGGCCCCUGACCUACAUUCCCCUGGAGAGUUCGCAACAGGAAGCCCUAACGUCGAACCACUUCCUUCUCUUGAGCUCGAGUGGCGUGGUGCAGACUCCGAGUACAAUUGCUGAUCCUAAACAGACCUGCAGAACCGACUGGAACCUUUGCCAAGUCAUGGUGGACCAAUUUUGGCGCCAGUGGGUGUGGGAGUACCUUCCGACCAUCGCACGACGCACCAAAUGGUUCGAGGAUGUUAAGCCAAUCGAAGUGGGAGAUUUGGUCAUGCUCGUGGAGAAGAAGACUCGCAAUGGGUGGAUUCGAGGACGCGUAGCCGAGGUGGUCGUAGGAAAGGAUGGACGAGUGCGUGACGCGGUAGUGCAGACUGCUGACGGGAUGGUACAUCGUCCGGUGGCAACGUUGGCGCUUUUGGACGUUGCAGAGAGUAAAACCAAACCGGAGCUGACGCCGGACCAACCUUACGGGUCGGGGAACUGUUGCGGUAAUUCGCGCCAAACCCCUCGGACAGUGAAGGCGGUUAAAUGA